Molecule: messenger RNA, 2064 nt
Organism: Eutrema salsugineum
Lineage: Eukaryota; Viridiplantae; Streptophyta; Magnoliopsida; Brassicales; Brassicaceae
Product: patellin-1
Exons: 4
Coding region: 99-1784 (561 amino acids)
Molecular function (GO): lipid binding
Source: RefSeq, a predicted model, not a curated record
UUUAUAAACCUCUCUCUUCCUCUCUUCUCUCUCCUCACAAUUCUCUCACUUUCCAAUAUUCUCUCUCUCUCUUUUCUUGAAUUUCGAAAAACUCAGAGAUGGCUCAAGAAGAGGCACAGAAAUCGGCUGAUGUCGUCGUCCCCACGGAGAAACCAAUGACCGAGAAGGAGGUUACUGUUCCUGCUCCGGUACCGGAGAAAGAGGAGGUGGCUGCUCCGGUUGCCUCGGAUGAGAAGGUGGUGCCGGAGAAGGAAUCAGAGGAGGCGGAGAAAUCUGCUCCGGUGAAGGAGGAAGAGACGGUUGCAGUUGAGAAGGUGGUUGUUCCAACGCCUGAGGAACUCGAGAAGAAGGCACUAGAGGAGUUCAAGGAGCUCGUGAGGGAGGCUUUGAACAAACGGGAAUUCACUGCUCCGGCGCCGGUUAAGGAAGAUAAACCGGAGGAGAAGAAACCAGCAGAGGAGGAAUCCAAAGGAGAAGAGAAAACAGAGGAAGAAAAGAAGGAAGAAGAGAAACCGGCGGUUCCAGAAGAAGCCGUUAAGCCGGAGGAGAAAUCUGAGACGGCGGAGACCAAAUCGGAGACACCAGAAGAGAAACCAGCCACCGUAACCACAGAGAAAGCCUCCGGUGCUGAGGAAGACGGGACCAAGACUGUGGAAGCAAUCGAAGAGUCGAUCGUGUCCAUUAGUCCACCGGAAUCCGCCGCGGCGGUGGUGGUGGAGACCGUCGUCGCCGAGACGGAGCCUGUUGAGCCGGAAGAAGUAUCGAUCUACGGAGUUCCACUCCUCCAGGACGAGAGAUCCGACGUGAUCCUUCUCAAAUUCCUCCGUGCGAGAGACUUCAAGGUUAAAGAAGCCUUGACGAUGCUGAAAAACACUGUCCAGUGGCGCAAAGAGAUGAAAAUCGACGAGCUCAUCGAAGCCGAAGCCGCCGGAGAAGAAGCGAGCGAGUUCGAGAAGAUGGUGUUCGCUCACGGAGUGGACAAGGAAGGACACGUGGUGAUAUACAGCUCAUACGGGGAGUUUCAGAACAAGGAGCUUUUCUCCGACAAGGAGAAGCUGAACAAGUUCUUGAGCUGGAGGAUUCAGCUUCAAGAAAAGUGUGUGAGAGGUCUUGAUUUCACAAGCCCUGAUGCUAAAUCUUCGUUUAUGUUCGUCAGCGACUUCAGGAACGCUCCUGGACUCGGAAAGAGAGCUCUUUGGCAAUUCAUCAGGCGUGCCGUCAAGCAAUUCGAGGACAAUUAUCCCGAAUUCGCCACUAGAGAGCUGUUCAUCAAUGUCCCAUGGUGGUACAUUCCUUACUACAAAACAUUCGGAUCUAUUGUCACGUCGCCAAAGACUAGGAGCAAGAUGGUUCUUGCUGGUCCAUCCAAAUCUGCCGAUACAAUUUUCAAAUACAUUGCUCCUGAACAAGUUCCGGUUAAAUACGGUGGACUUAGCAAAGAUGUUCCUUUAACCACUGAAGACACCGUAACCGAAGCCAUCGUUAAACCAGCUGCCCAAUACACCAUCGAUUUGCCUGCUUCUGAGGCUUGCACGCUUUCAUGGGAGCUUAGGGUUUUGGGUGCUGAUGUGAGCUACGGAGCUCAGUUUGAGCCGACCACUGAGGGAAGCUAUGCUGUAAUCGUCUCUAAGAACCGGAAGAUCGGGUUAACCGACGAACCAGUGAUAACCGAUUCUUUUAAGGUGGGUGAACCGGGCAAGAUUGUGAUCACAAUCGAUAACCAGACUUCCAAGAAGAAGAAAGUGCUCUACAGGUUCAAAACUCAACCGAGGUCUGAUAUUUGAAGUAAAACUUGAGACCAUAUGUUACUUUACCAUAACCCAAAUCCAAGGAAGAAAAAGAAGAAGAAUGGUUAUUUUGUUAUUUGGGGAACCACAUUUUUAAUUAAUUAAUUUAGUUUGUUAUUUAUUAUGUAAUUUUGAAAUCUCAAAAGGUGGUUGUGUUUUGCUGGGACGUUUGCUUUGUUUUGAAUAUUGGGGGUUGUUUUGUGUGGAGAAUAUUUUGAUUUAAAAUUCAAAAGUAAAAAAAGAACACUUUGUUUCAUUAAUUUACCUUUUACCUUUU